AACAACUCUCACACAUCUAAGGCUCAUAAUUUUCUCGAGAAAAUAUAACUCCAUAAUCUGGUGCUUAGCUAAUUUGGAGGUGAGGAGGUAUUUGUAGUUGUAAUGGAAAUGGAAAGAGAGAUGGAGAAGAGAAUAGUGGUGGCAGUGGACGAAAGUGAGGAGAGUAUGUAUGCUCUGUCUUGGUGUCUCAACAACCUCCUUUCACCAAAUACCAAAAGUACCCUUGUCCUCCUCUAUGUUAAACCCCCUCUUCCUCCAUACUCUUCCUUGGAUGCAACAGACUACUUGUUUGCUGGUGAUGUUAUUGCAACCAUGGAAAAUUACGGCAAGGGCUUGGCCAAUUCGGUGAUGAGCAGAGCUGAAGCAGUCUGCAGGGACUCCAACACCACUUCCAUCAAAGUGGAGAAGAAAGUCGGGACCGGAGAUGCAAAGGAUGUGAUAUGCGUGGCCGUUAAAAAACUCCAGGCAGAUAUCUUGGUUAUGGGAAGCCAUGACUAUGGUUUUUUCAAGAGGGCUCUUUUAGGAAGUGUAAGUGAUUACUGCUCCAAGCACGUCGAGUGUCCACUGCUGGUUGUCAAGCGUCCUAAGUUUCUUGUUUGAACUUUCAAUCCAUUCUGUAUUUGUACAGUCAUAUUUUGGGGAAUCUGUAUUAUACGAUUUCUCUAUUAAUUUCCAUGAUUCCUGUAAAGCAGGAGUGUUAAACUAAACAUCAAUUUUCAA
Cornus florida is the source of this 720-nucleotide messenger RNA. Its product is annotated as universal stress protein A-like protein. Lineage: Eukaryota; Viridiplantae; Streptophyta; Magnoliopsida; Cornales; Cornaceae. The coding region runs from base 103 to 600 and encodes 165 amino acids. The transcript has 4 exons. The record is from RefSeq and is a predicted model, not a curated record.